AUGCUCAACCUGUCCCACUAUUUGCUCUCCUCCUCCCUCCAAACCGCCACCUUCCACGUCACCACCUCCGUCUCCCUCAUUGCCGUCAUCCUCUCCCCCACUGCCGCCACCUCCGUCUCCCUCAUUGCCGUUAUCCUCUCCGCCACCGACACCGCCACAGCCUCACAAACGCUCUCCACCACCGUUAAUAACAGUCAUUCAACCGCCACCACCACGAUUUUACUAUUUUACGUCCACACCUCCACCUCCACCGCUUUCUUCUAA
This is a messenger RNA of Eruca vesicaria subsp. sativa (arugula), 264 nucleotides long. The record is from the annotation of a GenBank genome assembly. NCBI's taxonomy places the organism in Eukaryota, Viridiplantae, Streptophyta, Magnoliopsida, Brassicales, Brassicaceae.